Molecule: messenger RNA, 2222 nt
Organism: Colletotrichum phormii
Lineage: Eukaryota; Fungi; Ascomycota; Sordariomycetes; Glomerellales; Glomerellaceae
Exons: 8
Coding region: 369-1868 (499 amino acids)
Source: RefSeq, a predicted model, not a curated record
UGCAUGUGUAGUAUUUUGUAGGCUCUCUGCCAAGAUGCAAAUGACAGACUCGCAGGGCUCGCGUACAUGAUAACCUAGUCGGAAAUAGAAAUUGACCAACGGUUUGCGGAUAUCCAAGGUCAUUCGAAUCUUGGAUCCGGGCUGUCAAGUCCGUCCGAAGCACGAUGAUUCAACAUACUUAUCUCAAGGCCAAGCUCUCCUCUGGUUCAACUUCCGCCUUGAGCGUGCUUCCUGGAGACGCCGAAGGUCGCAUUUAGGAACGAUGCCCCGAGUCUCCCGAGACGAAUAUUCGGGCUGGAUAACAUUCUUCAGAUAAACAAGACCCCGAUAGGUCCCAGUGUUCUGGUUCUUCCACGUUUCACCUUACCAUGAAAAACCACGCGCGGUGGUUCCUUGCGCUGCUACCUUGGGUAGCAGGUACCGUCCUCGGCCAAGACAGCACCAAUGCAGCAACUUCUCCGUUGGAGCUUAUGUCUCAGAUCCCACAAUGCGCUGUCUCUUGUGUCACAACUGCAUUUUUUAGUUCGGGUUGCGGACUAGACAACAUCGCCCCAUGUGUUUGCACCAACGUCACUCUCCUAGAUGGACUAUCAGGAUGCGUACAAUCAUCAUGUACAUGGCAAGACCAGCUUUCAUUGUCUUACAUGACAGAUGACCUGUGCCGCCCUUACCCCCACCCAUCUCGAAACACCGAAAUCAAGUUGAUUGUUGCUGUGUUGGCUGUUAUCACCUUUCCGAUUGUGAUAUUGAGAUUGGUUUCGAGAUGGAUCAUCGCAAGCCGUUUGGAAAUCGACGAUUGGAUGACGAUAGUCACUGCCGCCAUACUAGCCACCACUCUUGGCUGCGUAGUUGCGACUGCCGACCUCGGCUUCGGGCUUCAUUACUGGAACGUAAACCCUGAAAAUGCUCAGAAGAUUCUCCAACUCUACUACGCCGUUCAAAUGCUUUACGUCGUCGUUUUGAUUCUGGCCAAGCUGUCCAUCAUUGCCCUUUUCGCCCGCAUAUUCCCCGAUCGCAACUUUCAAAUCAUCAACAAAUUGGUGUUUGUUUUCCUCGUUGGCCAUGGAUUGGUCUUUCUCUUUGUCAUCAUGUUUGAAUGCACACCCAUAGCUGGAAUCUGGGACCGAACUCUCGAGCGGAAGUGCGUCAACGUCAAUGCCGUUGCCAUGGCCAGCGCGAUUCUCAGCAUCGUUGAGGAUAUCGUAAUCUUUGCUAUGCCUAUCCAACAGCUGAGCAGGCUCCAAUUGGGUUUUAAGAAGAAGAUCGCCGUGGGAUUCAUGCUGAGCCUUGGAUCUUUCGCGUGCAUCACUUCAAUUGUCCGACUACGCUGGCUCUUGUUGUUUGCUGAGUCUUACGACACUACAUGGGAUAACGUCGAUGUGGUGACAUGGAGCAUGGCUGAGAUCUCGUGCGCCUUAAUGUGUGGCAGUCUUCCCGCACUACGACCUCUUCUCAAGAAGAUUCCUGGACUUCUCACGACGAUACGAGGCACACGGCCAACGGUUGAAGUGAAGGAAACCUUCAACAGGGCGAGCAGCCGGCUUUCGUUCGGAGACAAGAGCCUUGUCACUCCGCCUCCCGUCAUUACCCCUCGUCUUCGAUCGGUACCAUCCCCUGAGCCUUCGCCCUCAGAGGACUCUUUCAUGAUCAAGGUCCACAUUGCAGAGCAUCUUGAUCCGAGAAUGAAGCCAUUGCCACCGGCACCAUUACAGCCGCUUAGUUACCGGCCUCCUUGGAGAGAUAGCGCCACAUUGCAGACUCCCAGGACUCCAAUGACUCCGAUGAGCAUUAGGAGUAUCCGGAGAGAAGCUAAUGCAGAGUAUGAGUUAGACUUAAGAGGUGUGGUCAAUACGAAGGCCUGGAUGUAGACGAGCAUGACUUAGAGAUACCCAUUUGAUACAGGAGGAUAGAGGUUGAUACCCCAGUUUUCGCUACAUAGAACAAACUUUACAUUGAAUUGAAGUUCUGUUACUUCCAACAGCCGUCAAUUCUUUCCAAUCUGCGUAGGGAUUCGGGUCCGUAGUUCGUGGAGCAAGCUAAGCGUGCUGACUCUAACGUCGAGAAGUUGUUGAGCAUUUGAGUUCAAUGAGUUGAACCAUAACUUCCAACUGUCAAAGUCAAAGUUCGGCAAUAAUUUGCAGUAGAUACCGCUCAGUGAAUGAGAUGUUGAAGAAUAAGGAUCGAGUGAGUCCCGCUCAGCCAAUUAAACCGGAACAAUUCUC